AUGGCUAUAAACUUCUCAUUUCUUCGCAUCGACGAUAAAGAUCAUGAAGAAAAGACGGAAGAAACUUUUUCUGUGGUAGAAUCGUUCGAGGAUAGAACCGAUUGUCUAAAGAAAAUAAUUUCUGAAUUCGAAGAACAUCUAGCCAAAAGUGUUGAUCAUUCUUUAGGCUAUCCCUUGAACCUAAAUUGCAACCCUUACAUUGCGUUGUCUCCGUUGUUUUGUUUCCAUAUCAAUAAUUGUGGCGAUGCAUUCAACGAGAGCAACUUUUCAUCUAACUCGAAGAGGUUCGAAUUAGGAGUUUUGAAUUGGUUUGCGCGGCUAUGGGAAAUAAGGAAGAAUGAAUAUUGGGGCUACAUAACUAAUGGAGGGACAGAAGGCAAUCUCCAUGGAAUUCUUCUAGGGAGAGAACUUUUACCGGAUGGAAUUUUAUAUGUAUCUAAAGAGACGCAUUAUUCAAUAUUUAAGAUAGCAAGAAUGUAUCGAAUGGAUUGCAAGGUGAUCGACGCUUCGAUUAAAGGAGAAAUAGACUGUAAUGACCUCAAAGAAAAACUAAAACAAAAUAAGGACAAGCCCGCCAUCAUCAAUGUUAAUAUAGGAACCACUUUUAAAGGAGGCGUAGACAAUCUUGAUCUUGUCAUCGAAACAUUAUAUGAAUGUGGCUUCUCAGAGAAUCGAUUUUAUAUCCAUUGUGAUGCAGCUCUAUACGGGCUUAUGUUGCCUUUACUUGAACAGGAGCCAAGCUUAAGUUUCAAAAAGCCAAUUGGAAGCAUUGCCGUGUCCGCGCACAAACUAUUGGGUUCCCCAAUGCCUUGUGGCGUGCUUAUGACGAGGAAAAAGUAUAUCUCCCUUUUGGCGACAAGAAUCGACUAUAUAGCUUGUUUAGACACCACAAUAAGUGGGAGUCGAAAUGGUCAUGCAGCGGUCUUCAUGUGGUAUGGUCUAAACAUUAAAGGCCUUAUGGGACUUAAAAGAGAAAUAAACGCGUGCUUGAAGAAUGCUCGCUAUUUGAGGGACGGGCUUAGGAAUGCCGGCAUUAGUACAAUGCUAAAUGAUAAUAGCAACAUCGUUGUUUUUGAGCGCCCUUUGGAGAAAUAUUUUAAAAAUAAUUGGGAGCUCUCUUGUGUCGGGAAUAUGGCGCAUGUCGUUGUUAUGCAACAUGUUACUACACAAGUGUUGGACGAGUUUCUUGAGGAUCUUGUCCGACAUAGAAGCUCGUGGUAUGGAUCAUUUGAUGACGUUCGACCUCCUUGCAUUGCCGAGGAAAUAGGAACUUCGAAUUGCGCUUGCUUUGAGCAUGGAAAAGGGUUCGAAACUUCGAUGUUUUAA
Messenger RNA from Andrographis paniculata, 1326 nucleotides. Its product is annotated as serine decarboxylase-like. The transcript has 5 exons. Gene Ontology annotation, biological process: carboxylic acid metabolic process. Bases 1 to 1326 code for a protein of 441 amino acids. Lineage: Eukaryota; Viridiplantae; Streptophyta; Magnoliopsida; Lamiales; Acanthaceae. The record is from RefSeq and is a predicted model, not a curated record. Gene Ontology annotation, molecular function: pyridoxal phosphate binding; carboxy-lyase activity.